AUGGCGCCGUUUCUUCCAUUCGCUAUGGGCGAAGACCAGCCUCAAAUUCAGCUCCAUAUCGAGGCACGGAGCCUAGGAAAUACGACCAACUCCUCGCUUCAAUUGACUAACGCGGAGGGAACUAUUCUGCAAACCCUCGCCUUGGUAUUUGCAGCACUCAGCGUGGCAUCAUCUAUACUUGCGUUCUACUGGUUUGUUAAAAUGCGCAGGAGUUUCCGGCACGAUCUCAUUAUGCUACUGAUCCAGAGCGACAUGUUCAAGGCUCUCUGGUUUAUGAUAUAUCCGAUCGUGGCCUUCUCGCAGUCGUCCCUGUCGUCGAACCCAACCUUCUGCCUAGUAAAUGGAUUUCUCGUUUCUCUAGGCAUUGAAGCAUCAGAUUUUGCAGUUCUUCAAAUCGCUAUCCAUACCGCUUUAUAUAUAUUCAAACCUGGGAAAGCCACUGGUGAGGGGGGUCUUUAUCCUUACCGCUACAUCUCAUACGUCCUCUGGAUCGUGUUCCCUCUCCUGAUGGCUUCCCUCGCCUUCGUCAACGGCAACCGUGCAUACAUUACGGAAGGCACCUACUGCUAUCUUCCCAUACGGCCAUUUUGGUAUCAGCUUGCUCUAAGCUGGAUUCCUCGCUAUAUCAUUUUCAUUGUUAUCUUCGUUAUAUAUGUAUCGAUAUAUUACUACGUCCGAAACAAAUUCCAAGGCUUCGACAAAGCAGCUCGAGAGGAGCCGAUUGAGAACCGCCACUCACUUGAUUCUGUCAAAGGCAAACUGAAACCUCCAAAACGAAGUAGCCUUCCGCCAACGCCACCACUCUUCUGCCACGGAUUAAUACCAGAGUCAGUAAACGAAUCCAGAUAUGGAAAUGGAGGUCGGGAUUUAGUUACCACCACUGAUGCACACCGCUUCAUGUGGGUAAGUUUUAUUUCGAAGGACAAUCCCCAUCCGCCGGCUUUUUCAUCUGAACUCGUCAACUCGUAUGCCGACCCAUUUCGAGAUCCUCCUCAACCAUCCAUGUUGACCCCGGCCAAACACUCCUCGACCAUGCCAGCAUCUUCGCCAUUUAAUUCUUCUGCACGUUCAUCCUUAGCCGCACCCACGCCUUCCCGAGCCCCCUCCUCGCGAGACAAUGUUCUUCGACGCUCUACACUGGACGCCAGCGGCUCCCCUUUGACUCCCGAUGCAUCUUCAAUUCAUGGUAAUUCAGGGUCUAGCGACACUUCUACCCCUGGAUCACAAUUGCAGCUCUUCAACUCCCGAGGUCAGAAUCUCAUCGACCUAGAGAUGCUUCAUACUCGCGACAAGAUUCGCCGGCAACUGCGUUUCUUAUUUAUCUAUCCCUUAGUGUAUAUGUUGAUGUGGAUCAUUCCCUUUGUGUCCCAUGUCCUACAAUACGACGACCGAUUUGCAACAAACCACCCCUUUGCUUUAAUAUGCGCCAACACCAUCUUCAUCUGUUCACAAGCCGCAGUCGAUUGCUGGCUGUUCUCGACCCGUGAGAAACCAUGGAGGCAUAUCCCCGGCACUGAUGGGAGCUUCUGGGGCAGUCUCAAAUUCUGGUCCGGCUGGAAGGGUGUCGGGAAAAGGCGAAGCGUCCACCACGGACCAGGACGGACGCGAGAGGAGAUGGUUAGGGAGGCAAGACAGGCAUACCAGCGAAGAGACGAGGAGCUGGCUGAGAGAAAGGUCACAGCGGUUUCGCGCUCCAAUAGCAUUACACGGAAAACCGACAAAGAUUGGUGGGAUGCCGCCAAAGCAGGUGGCUUAGACGACCUGGGAGGCAUGAGCCCCGUCGCAGAGGAGAUUUCGAAUCCGAUGGAUGCCGUUCAGAUAUCCGAAAAUAGCUCUGGUGGCGAAAAUGGUGAAACGGGACUCGAACCAGAAGCCGGAACUCGAAAAACUCGUCAUCCUUCGGUGGCAUCCUCGUCAUCCUCACCGAACGAUGUUUUAUCACGUACACACGAAACAUAA
Molecule: messenger RNA, 1959 nt
Organism: Venustampulla echinocandica
Lineage: Eukaryota; Fungi; Ascomycota; Leotiomycetes; Helotiales; Pleuroascaceae
Exons: 3
Coding region: 1-1959 (652 amino acids)
Biological process (GO): adenylate cyclase-activating G protein-coupled receptor signaling pathway
Cellular component (GO): plasma membrane
Molecular function (GO): G protein-coupled receptor activity
Source: RefSeq, a predicted model, not a curated record